AUGUGUGUGAUUUCUCAACUACAACCGGGAGAGUUUGUUUUCUUGAAAGAACUGGAGGUCUUGAAAUCCAAGCUUCAAUUCCAGGAAACUAAAUUCCAAGCUCUGGAAGCACAGCUGAAGGCAAAACAAGAUUCUUCAACUGCAGCAGAAUUUAGACUAUUUAAAGACGGCAGUGCAAUAGCCUGGUUGGUUUCUACGACUCGUGAUGGAACAGGAAGCAUACAAACAGUGACACACCUUCACAAAGACCAAGAUGUCUGGGUUGUAAAGAGUUAUGGUGGCAGUACAAUUCGUGGUAACCAGCUGUCUACUUUCAGUGGCUUUCUUCUCAGAACCGAUGACAACUUCCAUGCGCAAUUACUGUUGCAGUCUGAUGGGUUUGCCUCCAAGGAAGAACUGGAGGUCUUAAAAUCCAGAAUUCAAUCCCAGGAAACCAAAAUUCAGUCAUUGGAAGCGCAGUCGAAAACUCAACAAGAUAGCAAAGCACUGAUUAGUUUCAGAGCAGGAUUUUCAUACAAACCGGUUCAAAUAAAAUUCAGCAAUGGUCAAACCGUGAUCUUCGAUGACGUCUACCUCAACGACGGUUACGCAUACAAUUCACGAUCAGGAAGAUUUCACGCACCAAUGUCUGGACUAUAUUUGUUUACCCUGGAUGUCUUCCCAACUUCUUCAGAAAUGGAGUUUAAAUUAGUUAAAGACGGCAAAGCAGUAGCGUGGCUGGUUUCUAAAAAUUCUGGAGGAAGAGCAAUCAUCGAAACAGCGAUACACCUACAUAAAGACCAAGAGGUGUGGAUUGUGAAGACCUCUGGUGGCAACGCCUUGCGUGACAGCCAGUUGUCAACGUUCAGUGGCGUUCUUCUUUCAGCCGACCAAGUCAGUCCUCUUGCGUGACAGCCAGUUGUCAACGUUCAGUGGCGUUCUUCUUUCAGCCGACCAAGUCCGCCCUCUUGCGUCAUGAAUGCUGGGAUAAAUUUUGUAAUAGACGUUCAAGUUAUUGUUCAUGACAUUUUACUGUCUUACUGUGUUUUUAAGUUAUCUAUUACAUUUAACUGUCACACCGUAUUUUCACGUUAUUAUGCAUUACAUUUUACAAUCUUACCGUAUUUCCCAGUUUUUAUCUAUUACAUUUUUCAGUCUUACCGUAUUUCCCAGUUUUUAUGUAUUACAUUUUUUACAGUCUUACCGUAUUUUGAAGUUAUUAUCAUUUGUAUUUUAUGCUCUUACUAUAUUUUCAUGUUAUUAUCCAUUACAUUUUUCAGUCUUACUGUAUUUUCAAGUUAUUAUUUAUUAUAUUUUACUGUCGUACCGUAUUCACAAGUUAUUAUCCAUAACAUUUUUCAGUCUUGCCGUAUUUUCAAGUUAUUAUCCAUUACAUUUCACAGUCUUACUCUAUUUUAAAAUUAUUAUCCAUUACAUUUUACUCUCUGUAUUUUUAUGUUAUUAUCCAUUACAUUUUACUCUCUGUAUUUUCAAGUUAUUAUCCAUUACAUUUUACUCUCUGUAUUUUCAAGUUAUUAUCCUUUACAUUUUACUCUCUGUAUUUUCAAGUUAUUAUCCUUUACAUUUUACUCUCUGUAUUUUCACGUUAUUAUCCAUUACAUUUUACUCUCUGUAUUUUCAAGUUAUUAUCCUUUACAUUUUACUCUCUGUAUUUUCAAGUUAUUAUCCUUUACAUUUUACUCUCUGUAUUUUCAAGUUAUUAUCCAUUACAUUUUACUCUCUGUAUUUUCAAGUUAUUAUCCUUUACAUUUUACUCUCUGUAUUUUCAAGUUAUUAUCCAUUACAUUUUACUCUCUGUAUUUUCAAGUUAUUAUCCUUUACAUUUUACUCUCUGUAUUUUCAAGUUAUUAUCCUUUACAUUUUACUCUCUGUAUUUUCAAGUUAUUAUCCUUUACAUUUUACUAUCUGUAUUUUCAAGUUAUUAUCCAUUACAUUUUACUCUCUUUCUGUAUUUUCAAGUUAUUAUCCAUUACAUUUUACUCUCUGUAUUUUUAUGUUAUUAUCCAUUACAUAUUACUCUCUGUAUAUUCAAGUUAUUAUCCAUUACAUUUUACUCUUUUUCUGUAUUUUCAUGUUAUUAUCCAUUAUAUUUUACAUUACAUGUAUCGGUAUUGCCACCAAAUAACAACCCCAAAUGAUAGUAAACAGUUUACAUUCAUUUGUUUUAAUUUGAGUGGGAUUUAGCUCAGUAGUGUUGUUUCACGCAUUUCCAUAUAGUGCUCCACGACUGGUAUAUCAAAGGUGAGCUGUCCUAUGAGCUGUGAGAAAGUGAAUAUAUAAGACCCGCUGUUACUAAUCGGUAAGAGUAGUAUAGGCAGCAUAUAAGACUCCAUCAUAUGUGGUCAUGUGGGAUAGAAAAAAUACAUUCUCGGUAGUGAAAAUUUUGACCUGGGACGAGGCUUACGGAGUCCCAUGGUCGAAAUGUUCACCACCGAGGGUGUACUUUUUCUAUCCCACAUGACCGCAUAUGAUGGAGUCUUUUUUUCUUACAUAGCUUUCUUUCAUGGGAUAGCUCUGUCCUUCAUACCUGAGGAUGAGACAAAAAGGUUUCUUCUUUCACUAGAUCAAGUGUACAAAAGUCAACCACCUAACAGCCCCAAUUAAUAUACUGAAAAGCACAAUAAACGUGAAGAUGUUAAUAUACGUGAUGCAGUUUAUUCGAUAAGGGGCCGUCCAUAAUUAAGUACAGUUUUGACCACCCCCUCCCCCCCUAAAAGUUUACAUCCCCAAAUGAAAAAUGUUGAUCGACAUUUUUCAUUUUCAAAACAAGUGUACGCUGGGCCCUUAACCCCCUCCCCACAUCCCGCGUACGGUUUGUACGCUCGUGAAAAUGUUGAAAAUUAUUGACGGUCCCUAAACGGACUGCUGCAAUGAGCCUAAAAUGUUCGCAACAUAUUGGUGAUUUAAAAAGAUACAAAACCUAAGGGGCUUCAAACUGAAUAAAUUUAAAGAAAUUAAAGAAAAAUAAAUUAA
Messenger RNA from Gigantopelta aegis, 2973 nucleotides. RefSeq names its product multimerin-2-like. Bases 1 to 891 code for a protein of 296 amino acids. The record is from RefSeq and is a predicted model, not a curated record. Gene Ontology annotation, molecular function: protein binding. The transcript is spliced from 4 exons. NCBI's taxonomy places the organism in Eukaryota, Metazoa, Mollusca, Gastropoda, Neomphalida, Peltospiridae.